Thermothelomyces thermophilus ATCC 42464 is the source of this 1734-nucleotide messenger RNA. RefSeq lists its product as uncharacterized. The transcript has 3 exons. Bases 461 to 1552 code for a protein of 363 amino acids. Gene Ontology annotation, molecular function: fatty acyl-CoA hydrolase activity. The record is from RefSeq and is a predicted model, not a curated record. NCBI's taxonomy places the organism in Eukaryota, Fungi, Ascomycota, Sordariomycetes, Sordariales, Chaetomiaceae. Gene Ontology annotation, biological process: acyl-CoA metabolic process; fatty acid catabolic process. Gene Ontology annotation, cellular component: peroxisomal matrix.
CUUGGCUCCGAUCACUGACAACUAGUCGGUGCCGAUAGACCUCGGCAACUGAGCGUGGGGCUUUGCAGCCCCUGUACCACAUGGCAUCAAUCGCAAGCAUCCAUAGAUAUCUCGGCCUCGAAUCCGUACGUUCAUGCGAAUUGCGUCGACAAAAAAAAAGAAAAGAAGAAAAGAAAAAGAAACGAAAAAACCCAGGGCGCCUUUCUGGAGCACGGAAUACACGUGGUUUAACCAAACAAUUAGCGUGGCCAGCGCAGUGCCCUUCGCAUCUCAGCCGCUAACCGCUUUUGCACAUCGCCGACAUCGACGACGACUCGGUCUUGCCGUCCUGCUGCUGUCGCUUCGUCUCACUUCAGGAUCGCAGAGUAGACGGGAACUGCUGCUUUCGUCGCAAGGACCACUAAGCGCCGCCCGACUUGCAUUCGGCCGGCCACAUCGGGCUUCGGGCUUCACACUAACGAUGGCUGACCGUCCAACAUUGCUCCGGCCGCCUCCUGAGGACCCCGACAAGGCGCAGAUUGAAAAUGCCUUGGAGGUGAUCGAGCUGGCCGUCCUGGGUCCUAACAUCUUCACCAACGCCCGCCAGCCCUGGCACCCCCCGGGAGCCCGCGGCAUCUAUGGCGGCGCCGUGAUCGCCAUGUGCCUGGCCGCGGCGCAGCGCACCGUCGCGCCGGAUUUCCUCGUCCACUCCUGCCACUGCUACUUCCUCCUGGCCGGCUCCUCCGAGCUGCCCAUCCUCUUCCACGUCGAGCAGGUCCGCGACGGCCGCUCCUUCGCCACCCGCACCGUCCAAGCCCGCCAGCGCGGCCGCUGCAUCUUCACCACCACCAUCUCCUUUGUCCGGGACACCCCCACCUCCACCAGCAGCAGCAGCAGCAGCAACGACAACGGGGGCGUCCGCACCGUCAGCCACGCGAGCGAGAUGCCGCGCGGGCCGGACGGCCAGCCGCUGCGGCCUCCCCCGGACGACUACGCCGACGAGCCGGAGGUGAUGGCGCAGGGCCCGUUCCAGGGGACCAAGAUCGAGAUCGUCAGCGACGGGGCGGACGGCGGCGACAAGGCCGGGUCCAAGAAGACGCGGCAGUGGGUGCGGGCGCGGGGGCGGAUCCGCGGCGGGGUGGCGGCGCAGCUGGAGGCGCUCGCGUACGUGUCCGACAGCUACUUCAUCGGCACCAUCACGCGCAUCCACCGGCUCUGGCGGUUCCCCUUCCCGCCCGAGGAGUACGACCGCCUGCCGGCCGACCUGCAGGCCAAGAUCCGCACCGUGCACCAGUGGGAGGGCAUGGGCGACGACCCCCGCGAGAUGGCCGGCCGCCCCGUCAUCGGCAUGAUGGUCAGCCUCGACCACACCAUCUACUUCCACGAACCCCGCCGCGUCCGCGCCGACGAGUGGAUGCUGACCGAGAUGGAGAGCCCCUGGGCCGGCGACGAGAGGGCCGUGGUCAUGCAAAAGAUCUUCAGCAAGGACGGGACGCUGCUCGCGACCUGCGUCCAAGAGGGGCUCGUCCGUCUCCAGCAGCCCGCUGCCAAGGGCAACGAGUCGAAAUUGUAAAACUGGCACACCUCGAUUAGACUAUUAGGAUAUGAUAUUGCUUGUAAAUCUUGGUGCAUGUUUGGAUUUGGGUGAAUUAGACCUAGUACCGCAGCCGUUGUUCAAUAGAACGAGCCCAGCAGAGCGAAGCGCUUUGCACGCCAUGUCCUUCCGCAAAGAAAAAGAAGAGCUUGCAUGAAGUU